AUGAUGGUCCAUGAUCACAUCCUUUGCUUUUUCUAUGAUAUUGUAUUGGACAGAAGACCCACAAAUAGCUCUACCAUUCCCAAACUUGAGCAGGAGAUUGAUUGCUUUAUGCAUAUCAGCUGGUAGUCAUUUUACAGCAGUGUGAACAUCAGCACCCCAUGUGUGUCAGAGAAAGUCCAUCUGCCAGUUACAGGAGUUGUUGAAGUUGUGCUGGUCUUGUUUCUGGAUCGAUUACAUUAGGAUCGUAGUUAGAUGAAUAACAGUUGAAUAUAGGAUCCGUUUUGGUCUGGAUGAUCGAUAAAAGGCGAUGGAAUGGAGCGUAAAAUUCCUCCAGUGUUCCUGUGAUGCCGAAAAGGAGAGCUACCGGAAACCACGCUUUUCAAGACCGCUAGCCUCCUGGGAGGCGAGUCCCAAUGCCAUGGCCUCCAGUAACGGCUCCUCCCCAGUGCGGCAUCCUGCUGGUGGGGGUCGAGAUGGGAUCUACCGGAAGGAGCAUGGUCCUUCCCCUCCCCGCUGCCGGGGCAUUCGCUCCCUGCCUGACGUUUGCCCCAAGGAACCGACCGGUGAAGGGCGGAGUCUGUGCAAUGGUCCAUCCGUGGUGGCGGAACACGACCGGUGGACAGUGUACAGCUCUAAGGUCAACCUCCCCGCUGCGCUAAACGACCCGAGACUGGCCAAACGAGAGUCAGACUUUUUUACUAAAACAUGGGGGCUGGACUUUACAGAGACAGAGGUCAUGCCCUCUUUCCACCUGCCCAACAUCACCAGGGACCACUUCGGGCCAUACUCGCAGGAAAUGACGCAGAGGGAACGAAUCCACGAACGCUGCAAGACUAUCUGUCCCAGUAAGGAUGAUGUGGAUGCAGUUUGCAGUAUCCCCACCAACCACGACAAAUCCAGAACCGAGCUAGAACAAGUUCCAAAGAUUUUUAUGAGGCCAGAGUUUGCUUUGGAGGAUCCAUCUACUUUCAACACUGUCCUGCCUUGGUCCCAUUUCCACAGUGCAGGGGGGAAAAGCAGAGACGUGGCCUCCUCCAAACUGCUGCAGGAAAAGCUGAGUCACUACCUGGACAUAGUAGAGGUCAGCAUCGCACGGCAGAUCUCACUGCGCUCUGAGGCCUUUUUCCACGCCAUGUCCUCACAGCACAAGCUGCAGGACCAGCUGCAGGAGACGCAGCAGGCGGUGGCUGUCCUGCGGAGCCGGACAGCUGCUAUGGACCGGGUCAUGUGCCAGGGGCCUCUCCGCGCCCUCCGCACUGCGCUGACUCGCAACAACUGCGUGAAGCUGCACAACAAGCUGAAACUGAUGGCAGCGGUGCAUCAGACACAGCCCACCGUGCAGCUGCUGCUCUCUACCUCAGAGUUUGUAGGGGCGCUGGAGCUCAUCUCCACCACCAAGGAGGUGCUGCAGCAGGAGCUGCAGGGAAUCCACAGCUUCAGACAUCUGGGCUCCCAGCUGUGUGAGCUGGAGAAGCUGAUCGACAAGAUGAUGGUGGAGGACUUUACCAUGUAUGCCCGCAGCGAUCUGAUCCGCAGUUUAAAGGAGGAGCCACAGGUGCUGGAGAAGGUUCAUAAAUCAAAUGCUGACUCUCAAAAGGAGCGUCUGGAGUCGCUGGUGUUUGGUCUGCUGCGGCAAAGGAAGCUGGACUUCUUGGAUAUUUACACUGAUGAGAUGGUCACAGCUGCUAAGGCCAUUGUCUCGCAGUGUGUGGCAGAGUGUGUUGUGCACAUUGAAGAGAUUAACACCGAAGUCAUCGUUAAGCUAGCUGACCAGAUGCGUCUGAUGACAUUCCCUCAGUGGUUUGAGCUGCUAGAAAACAUCUUUGAGAGUUUUCUUCUCUUCCUGCAGAGGAUCAAGGAUACUUUAAACGUGAUCAGGAGUGUAGUUCUUCAGGUUCUGUCUUUAAACCGAAAGAAUCGACUCCUGGCUGAAACCAGUUCCGGGCCAGUGGACCAAGAUGCCUGCCUGGGUUCAUCUGCAUUGCAAGGGGAAGCUGAGCUAGCUUAUCUCACCCAUGAGGGCCUGUUCAUCAGUGACGCGUUGAAUGAAGCUCAGCAGCAGCAGGAGUCGGGGACUGUAGGUCAGGAUCAGCGCUUAGCAGUGGGCUCAAGGUUCCAGCAGAACCGGACUGAAACCACUGCAGAAAGCGACUCUUCCUUCGGAAUCCCAGCGAUGUCUGCUGGCGCAGAACACAGCUUCAUCUCUGGUGAGAACUUGAUACCAACUGAGCUGGAGCUGAACCAGGUGAACAGUAGCCUCCAGGAGCUGCUGUAUAAGGCCUCUGACGUUAGCCACGACCGCUGCGUUAAAGUCCUUACGGCCAGAGCCAAGGACGGUUCCCUGGAGCGCCUGAGUUCGGCGGAGUUUGUGUCUCUCUCUCAGGCGGUGGAGGGGUUUGUCCGGGGUACAGAGCAGCUGUGCAGCAGGCGAAGUAUCUCCCUGAGGGGGGCGCUGCAGAGCCAGGCCAAUCGCUUUGUCAACCGUUUCCAUGAAGAGCGAAAGACCAAACUCGGCCUCCUCCUGGAUAAUGAGCGCUGGAAGCAGGCAGAGGUUCCGACAGAGUUUCAGGAUCUGGUCAACUCCAUUGCUGACGGCAAAAUAUCACUUCCAGAGCGCAAAGUUUCAGGCCCAGAGGAAAGAAAACCUGCAGAGUUUCUGCUUGUUAACGGCCAGAAAUAUGCUGUUGUUGGAACUGUUUUGCUGCUGAUCCGGAUCUUCCUGGAAUACUGUCAGUGUGUGAACGACAUCCCGUCCAUCACCACAGACAUGCUAACACGUCUGUCAGACCUGCUCAAGCACUUUAACUCCCGCAGCUGCCAGCUGGUUCUUGGAGCAGGAGCUCUGCAGGUCGUCGGCCUCAAGACAAUCACUACAAAAAACCUGGCAUUAGCAUCACGCUGUCUGCAGCUGGUGGUUUACUACAUUCCCAUCAUCAGAGCUCAUUUUGAGACCAAACUGCAGCCCAAACAGUUCAAUGUUCUCAGACACUUCGACCACAUAACGAAGGACUACAAUGAUCACAUAACUGAAAUAUCUGCUAAGCUGGUGGCCAUCAUGGACAGUCUGUUUGAGAAGUUUUUAUCAAAGUAUGAAGUGAAGGCCCCGAUGCCGUCGGCCUGCUUUAGAAACAUCUGUAAACAGAUGGCCAAGAUGCAUGAAGCCAUCUUUGAUCUUCUGCCUGAAGAACAGACUCAGAUGCUGUUUCUGAGGAUCAAUGCCAGUUUUAAAAUGCACUUGAAGAGGCAGCUGGCUCGACUCGGGGUCAGUAAUGAUGGAGGACCGCAGCAUGGGCUUGUGGUGGUGGAUGUGGCCUUCUACACGGAGAACAUCCAGGCCCUGAAAACCCUUGAGCAACUUGACCUAAACAUGGCUGAGAUCUGGGAGCAGAAGAGGUGAUGGAGGAGCAGAGUCUGGACCUCCAGAUCAAACUGUACGGUGCACCCAGAAACACGGGGCGAUCUUGGCCAAAAGUGGCUGUCUGAGAUGGAGACAGAGGAGACCCCGCAGGGACCAAAACCACUAUUCUAGGUGAAGAGGAGCAGUGGCAGCGAGCUGGAACUUCGACAACCUCAAGGAAUAAAAACAUCAUACACAACCUCUGUCAGACAAUUGCCACCUAAUCCCUCUGUGUGCAGUUCAACAGAAAUACUAGUAAAUUAUUGGAGAGGGUUAGUGGGAUGAAGGAAAACAAAUGGUGGGGUAAUUUAUUUUUCUGACUUCUUGCAAACAUUCUUAACCGGGAUGAAGUUUUCCUUCAGAUAAUGGUGGAAGUAAAGGGUUUUUCUUACUUUUAUACUAACAAGCAGCUUUUUUGGGACUUGCUGUGAUGGGGAAAUCCUGAUCCUGAAGAAUUGAAAAUAUCUCUUACUGUGAACGUGUCACAAACCUCAGCCUCAUCCUGUUGUUACCAAAGUAAAACUGUUUCUAAUGAGGGGAUUCUGCUGUUUAACAAAUCAUGCAUCAUUUCUUCUUUAGCCUUGGCUAUUCAGGCCCACUUAUUGUUAUGAUUACAGAAGAAAGGAGAGCAAUUAUUAGUACAUUGGAAAGCUAUGGAUGAGGGCGUUACUCCGCUCCAUGUUUUUGGUUCCUCAAACUGAGUUUUUUUGUUGUUUUUUUUUACCAACUGUUAAUCGGCACAAUGCCAUUUGCACUGGCUGUUAAGAAUCAGAACAUGAUGAAGAGGAGGGCUGAGACCAGUUUCCAUAUGGGCUCUGCUGCUUGUAGCUUUUCACUGGCAGGUUCUGAAACAGUUGGAUUUAAAAUCCCCCACUGGUUAUGGUUCUGUACAUUGAGUUCUGUUCAGGAACUGCUGCCUCUCUACAAUCUCAGUUUAAGGGAAAAUAGAGGAUCUUUGUUCUCCUACAAAGAAAAAAAAAUACUGUAAAACUCCAGAAUGAUGAAGCUUCUAAACAUUGGAUGGGGCUGUGACUGUUCAGUGAAUCAGUAGUGUGUGUUUGUGUGUGUGCAGUUGCUGAUACAGUUUUGAAGUCGGUGAACUACGUGAGCACAUCAGUCUCCUGUGUGACACUCAAAACAUAAAUGCUCAUCACUGUUUGCUUCAGAAGUGCCUCCUUUUGAUCAGCUGUUAGAGACGACACAUCUGAGCUCUUCAAUACAGUGUGCCUACCAUACCACUGUGUGUCUGUGCAAGGGAGAGAAUGACUGAGUCUGCAAGCAUGUAUGAGAGUCCAAACGAUGUUGAUUUCUUCAAUCCUGCUGUGAAUAAAAUGGAAUGAUCAAU
Girardinichthys multiradiatus is the source of this 4742-nucleotide messenger RNA. It is a transcript of the gene vps54, whose product is annotated as VPS54 subunit of GARP complex. The record is from RefSeq and is a predicted model, not a curated record. NCBI's taxonomy places the organism in Eukaryota, Metazoa, Chordata, Actinopteri, Cyprinodontiformes, Goodeidae. The coding region runs from base 308 to 3397 and encodes 1029 amino acids. Gene Ontology annotation, cellular component: GARP complex. The transcript is spliced from 25 exons. Gene Ontology annotation, molecular function: syntaxin binding. Gene Ontology annotation, biological process: Golgi to vacuole transport; retrograde transport, endosome to Golgi.